GGACCUCAGAAAAUUUGCACCUUUUGUCUUUCUCCUAAACCUGGGGAUUCUCCUCUAACUGUAAAAGGUAUGCCAGUCUCUUAUUUUCAUCGUAGGCCGUGGCAAUCAGCAUUUGUGCGUUCUUAUACCUAACAAAGGGCAAAUAUUACUUUUUUCUUGUAACAUAGUUGAAAAUUGUUAAAAUUUCAUCUCUUGAAAAGCAAUUCAUCUCGAUCGAAGACUUUCUAUUUUGUUCUUUAUUUUUAAGGAACACUGCAUGUACAUAUUUAGACCUCAUGUAAAGACAGAAGGUCUAACAGCUAAUAUUUUUGAUUUUCCUAGUUCUUCUGAUUUACAACUUUGGGGAACACAACAAGCCCCUCCCUCUCGUUUAAGUGACUAACUCAGUGCUCGAGCUUGCGACUAGAGUACUAAGGUCAAAGUCUCUGAUGGAUGCAUUUUUCCAUCUCAUUUAAUGUGCCAGUUUCUAUAAAUCUCACGAUCUCGAGAAAAUGAUUCUAUUGCAAAGUUUUCGAUGGACUAAUUUGUUUGUUGUAACUCGGUUCUCCAAAAAUAGUACAGUCUGUUCCCGUCAGCGGGCUACCAAUUGGAUUGACGGAAAACGAAACAAAAUUUUAAGCACAGACAGGUGAUUGAUUCUUGAUACGAUAUUUCAUAUCCCCAGAAGACCUACGGUUUGAAGAUUUCAGAUCUAGAACAUAAGAUUUUGACAGUGGGGUGAGAUCUCUGAAAAUAAACCUGCCCCUUACACUCCACACCCACAUUCUGAUCCAACGCGAAAGUUUUAAUCCAUUUCAAACUUUUGAAGACCAUAGUGAUGUCUGGCAGUUCAUCAACCCACCUUUUACAGAAAACCUUAAACGAGUUUUUAUUCUUUGAUUUUCCUAUUUUGGAAUCAGUCAUUUCCGCACUUCUACCGAUGUCCAUAUUUCCUAAUCCGUGCAGCUCUGUUUUAAUUCAAUCAGAGAUAACUGUCAUUCGCGGGCUACCCUUUUGGUGCAAGGAACCGAGCUUACUCGACAUAUUGCGUGUGGGCGCGUAGCAAAACGGUAAUUUGAUUAAUCUAAAUAUUUAGAUUUGCUCUCAACAAGUGGAGUAAUUGAACAUGAACGAAAAAAGGAGCUAGGGGAGAUAAAAUUGGACUUAAAAAAUCUAAAGAGAGUUAUUACAGUAGCUAUUCUUCGAGUUUGCCAUUUGGAUCGACGCGAUCUUUAUCAAAUAUUGUCCAAAUCAAGAGUGAAACAUUGAAAUAUGAUGAUAAAGGUAAAGCAAAAAACAAUAUAAAAACUAGAUGAUAUCAAAAUUUGCAUAAAGAUACUUACCUUCAAGGCGAGAAUGCCAUUCGCCAAAUUGUUCAGUACAAUUUCAGAAAAGCAUGCUGAGCGUUAAGGGGCGGGGGGGAGGGGUGACCAAGGAAAUCGGUGGUUCAGUCCGCCUGCCAGUAUGACGUCACACAUCUCGCGUCAGUGACUUUCAAAGUGGCGAGCAAAGUGUUCAUCGAAGAGACAGAUAAAAAUUUCGAAUUUAUCACGGAAAUGCUGUUCCGAUUUCUUGGAUUUGGAGAUUUUAAGGUCCCUCUUGUCAUAGAAAACUAGACUUUAGUACUUUUUUGGAAUGAAACGUCCACUGGUGUAAGAAAUUUUAAAGAUCCCUUUCUAUCGUUGAGCAAAUUUUACGGGCAAUCAUACGGACCGGUCAUAUUUUUGAGGGCCAGUGCACGGCAAGAUUGAGGAAUUUAGACACAGCAAUAGGAGGUUCAUCAAAGGAUCUUUUAUUCGUUACAUUGUGCGUAUUUUCAGCUGUUCAGAGCUUAGCUUAGCUGUAGCGUUGAAAGAGGAAGCUACAUGACAGAUAUUUGUGAGAGACCCUGAGCGUUGAAUCUUGUUGCUUUAACAUAUUUUCAUACUGUACUGGGCAUACACCUGUAAUUGUGUAAUUAAAUCCCGAAAACCAAUAAAAGGUUUCGUUUAAUUAGUUUUUGGGGCCAAACCCAGUGGAGAUUUUACGGUAAUAUAUUGAUAAUUAAGACGAUGUACAAAAGGCAGGUCUAAAUUUCGCCAGUGGAUCACUGGUGGGUGUUGGGUGUAAACUAGUACAGUCUUCUGGUGUACUGUGUGUUGUUUGUCAUGAUGUCAACUAACAUUGAAAAAAAUUCAGCUGCUUGAGAGGAGAGGGGACAUAAGUUGACAGCUUGUGGUUUUUUCUGGCCGUAAGCUUGGCCAGUAUGCAGAUCAAGAACUCUUGAAAUUCCUUUUCCAAAAUAAUACUCCGGACUUAAGCUUAAAAUAUCUAUUGAUCCAAGUGCAUGACCAGCAGGGUCCGUAGUAAGAAUAAAGAAAAACAGGCGAAAAGGAAAAACCAAGACUAAACAGAAAAAAAAAUAAAAACGGUACAAACAAACAGAAAACAGCGUCGCCGGGAGACGAACCCGGUUUAUCUGCAAGUGCAAGCAACUCCUUGACCGCUGCACCACAGUGACACACAUGCUUUGGAAACCAUUUUUUAGUCUAACAUAGACGCUGUUUCAAGCUGGUGGAGCUGUAUUUAUCAUGAAUUCAAAUAUACAUUAAUUUGAGGAAAAUUAGCUUAAGCGCGUAUUUCGAAGCUGUUUCGCAUUAUUUCGGGUUCAACGCCGGCCGACCCGAUGUAGAUAAUCGAUCGAACUAGCUUUACUGAGUUUGGUGGAGAAUUAGGAGAUGAACAGAGGCCCACACUCGAAAGGAUUGAUAAAGAGUGAGGCCCGUUUAAUUAGCAAAAGAAUAGAUGAAAUAUUAAUAUGUCAGGAGCCGGUUACUGAUAUGUGUGAUCUGUGAAUAGAACCUCCUAUUCUGGAGACUAGACCUUGCCUAUUUUAGAGAAAAAAAAGAUUUAAGUUUUGAUGUCCUUACCGGUCCCAUAAAAAAGACGGCGAUCCCGCAGCACGGCCCGCAAAACAAAUUAACAAAAUUAUACAAUUAUUUACGGACACAAAAUAUCAAAACGGUUUACACAAGCAGAUUAUAGCAACACCAAAGCUCACACACAUUCGAUCAAAUUAGCGAUAUAUGGCGAUAUCUGAUAGCUUCUUAGCUUUUCCUCGACCUCGCUCGUCCUAAUAACUGUCGUAUCCCUUUCUAAUUUGCACAAGCGACUCAAGGCUCUUGCCCGUUACUAUGUGACGUCAUACUGGCAGGCAGAGUGGGUCAAGAAACUUAGGAAUAAAACAAUAGAGUUACCUCCCCUCCCUCCUUGAUGUUGAGUAAUUGAAAUGAAAAAUAUCUGUAUAUAUAAACUUCUUCUUCCUAAAUUUUCUUCACAUAACGACAAGGCAAAGAUUUUACACCUCGCCUGGAAAUGAAAAGUGAAAAAAUGCUAGGCUACGUUUUUUAAGCGCAUAUUUCUUUUCCCUAUGACGCCAAAGUAGAGUCGCUUAUUAACCUCUGGACUUGAACCGUAGGCCAAGCUACGUUUUUACAGCGCUAUUUAAAUGAAAAGAAAAGUCACAAUGUCCUUGCAAAAGUACAGCUUUUGGUGAUGUCUUUCAAACAGAACUUCAGUAAAUGAAGAAGAAUUAAUUUUCUGUCCUCACAUUUUAAAAACAUACGAAAGUUGCUUAUCUCUCCUCGCCUUUCAAAUAAACACAGACACACCCCUAGCCUCUCUUCAUUUCUUUUCAACCAACACUCCGUCUCGUUCCAUCCCAUACUUACACUACAUUGAGACAUUUUUUUCUAUUUUACAGGCAUUUCCUAUCAGGUUGGAAAACUGAACGCAUCAGAGACACGUCAAGGAUGGAAUUGCAACAGUGGAUGUGAGGCGCCACAACAUUGUACACUGCCACGCUGCACUAACGUGAUAUUUCCGCAGACGUUUAGUGGAUCUGGAACAGUAAGUAAACCCUAAGCAAUUAAAAAUUACCGUAUUUCUUCAAAUAAUAGCCUCAAGCGAUUAUUCGAGGGAGGCGAUUAUUUCAAAUAUUGGUCACUGGAAGUCGAUCCCUAAAUAUUUUCUUUUGUUACCCGUUAAAUAAAAAUAAAGAAAUAAUCACAUCAAAAUAUACUAAACAUGGGCUUUAUAAGUUUUCAAAAAAUGGUUCCUUGUCAAGAGCAAUCCUGUUCCUUGGUUAUUUUUCGAUUUCAAUAUCCUUGGCGUUAGAGCUUGAAUCGUCAGUGAUCAGUUUUGCUGGAUGAGAUUCCACUUCAGCUUUGUUUGUUUUUUUAACUCGACAGGGAGGUGGUAAAGAAAGAGAAGAUAGCGAGAAGGGUGGGGAUUAGGGGCGAUUAUUUGAGGGAGGCGAUUAAUCGAGGGACGGCUAUUUUUCGAGGAAAUACAGUAGUCUAAUCUUAAGGGUUGGUGGCAACUUUCUUUUGUUAGCAGAACACAAUAAGCUUCUCUAGGAACUAAUGUUUUUAACAAAUCAUAGUGGCCUUUGUAAUGUUAUGACCUCAGACAAUUUAGUGCGCAUCGGUGUGCUCAAGUGCUCCCUAAUCCCUAGGAUGCGAGUGUUUUCAAACAAAACAAAACAAGACAAAACAAAAAAGCCAGAGAAUUCUGACAAUAAAAAUAGGCUAGAAGAUCUUUAAUCCUUGGAAUGGGGCCGGGAAUGGAGGGUUGAAUUAGAUCCUCUUUUUUUUCAGAUUUAGUGUGAGGAGUGCACGCGCGCACGAGCAUUGAAACCACCAGACGCACGCGAGAAACGAGGGCGGUAGUCUCGCCCCUUCAGUCACGCGCGUGGUCAUUUGCGUUACUCGCGCGUUUCGCACGACAGACAGAUCAACAGUCCGGAAUAUCCCUAAAUUUAAGGACAGGGCCAAAUGGUCACGCGACACUGUUCAACCAAGUAGAAGGUGUGCUUGUGUUUAUCAAAACAUUGACCAAGUGAUCAAAAAUUUUCACAACAGCGGACGUUGAGGUCGUACAAAACAGGAAUGGUACUACCUAUUAACUUCUACAGGACAAGAAUCAAAGAACCAGUCAUCAUAACAAGAAUAAAAAGUAGUUCAAAUUUAUUAAUUCUCCUUGUUUGUUUUUUUGUGUUCUUUCGUGUUGACUUUACGCAUCUGGUGCUUUCUUUGCUUGUUGUCGUACCUGCAAUGUUUUAAUUUUAUCCCAGAUAAUCAGUGCAUGUUUAAUGAGUAGCGAACUACAUCAUUUACAGUUGAAAUUUGUCUUCUUUCUUUGAUUUUUUUAACUGUGGAUGAACAUUUGGAGAAUCCAACAAUAAUAAAUCUUUCCAGAUUUGGUGAUUUUUCAGAAACAAAGCGGUUAAUAACUACCUUGCGCUUAUGAUCUUUAAUUUUAUUCCCGCAAAUUCGGCAAAGUGAGGCGAGAUGCAUGUUGGACGAGAAUAUCCAUAAGACUAAUAAAGUUGUUUUGGCCUUGAAAAGAAAAAAGACAAAGGCUCGAAUUAAUUCGAAAAAAAGUAAUAACACGGCUCUGCCAUGUCUGCGUGAAACCUGGGAGUGGAACACGUUCGAGUUUUGGACCGUCGGAAUUCAAAAAUGGUCUACCAAAAUUCUAGGAGGGUCUGGAUAGGGGGGCACAAAUGUCAGUUGUCAGUUAAAAUUUAGGCUAUUUGUCAGCUGUCAGUUAAAUAGCUAUCAAUAAUUAACUAUGAAACUUAUUUGUAUAUUUGUGAUGCGCAAUUUGGCUUAACAGGCACAUAUAAUGUAAAUUAAACAUUAAAUUCGAAAACUGAUGCCAUACUACCUUGGUUUUUAUCAGCUUUGUUAUUGUAAGCAUUUCAAGUGACCCCCCUUUUCUCAAGUCUUGUGUUACUUUUCUCCACUCGAACAUUUUUGCUGGCCAGAGUGCAAGAUUGUCAACCGUUAAGCCAAUCAAAAUUAUACCUUCAGAAUAUUUUAUACGCAUUAUGCUUGAGUCUUGCGUCUGUGGAUCUCACGCAUCAAGGACAAUUUCUCACAUCUGACUCUCAAAUCCGGACAAAUUGUUCUUAACACAUGAUGACUUUGUGUCCUUUUUUGUGUUCUAACGAAAUCAUACCAAAGCACGCUAAAAGUGUCGUCUUUUAAGUAGCUUCGAAAGUGCUCAAACGUCAGGUCUUCUGGAACAUCUGCGGACUUUUAACUUUCGGCAACGUUCGGAAGUCUUCGGUAAUUCGUCGGAAAUCUUUGGAAGUCGCCGGGACGUUUCGUGAAAUCUUGGUUAUGACAAGGUAAAAAUCUGACGCAUUUGACUCAGAAAAAGCUGGCAGGUAUAAUAUUGGGACGUAGAUCGUAAGAAGACCAAGAAAACCGUCUCUGAAUCAUGUCAGUAAAACCCUGCAAUUAAUUGCCUUUGUAACGCCAUCAUCCAUUACGGAAUCGCGCCUGUAGAUACGCGUCGCUAGUAAAUGCAAAUUUUUCUGUCAAUCAAAUGUGUCCUAUUAUUUGUAGGUGGAAAUUGAUAAAAUAUCAUUAUUGUUUUGGAGACAAUAGAAGAACAAAAGAUAACAGAAAGAUCAAGUUAUGCGGUCUUAAAGAGUGUUGCGUGACUUAAAUCAGUUGGAGCAUUUCUCCUAGCUUUUCCGCAUUAAAACGUUGGAAUGAAAAGUCUGAAGCUUAGCUUUUAAAAUCUUGAUAGCCAAAAUAAAAGGGGUGCCCCAAAAGGCAAGCAUUUGGGAAUUCAAAAUCGAUAUUUUUGUCUACAGCGAAAUCCGGCGGAUGAACGGUAAUUUGCAUAUAAGCGUAAGUGAAGCGAAAUAGAUACAAAUUGCCGUGGUUGUAAACACAACGUUUCCUCGAAGUUUCUUUUUCCUUUUGAAAGCGUAAAUUCGCAUGAACAACUCAGCUUGCACAAAAUAAUAUAAAAUGAAACGAGUCAAAUCGAAAAGUGGCAAAAAAAAGUCAGGAUAUUUCAAUUCGAUGGAAAGUAAGUGAUUGGGUAGGUGAUUUGCAUACUGAUAAAAAUAACUUCUAGCGAAGUUCAAAACCGUUCGGCUUCCUGAAUUGUUUUCCUGGAAUUCUAUACAUUCUGCUGGCCCAAAUUGUUAAAAUAUGUUAUGAAGUCAAAAUAUUUAUCAAGUUGAGCGUUUUCAUUUCCUUAUAAAACAGAGAGUAGCGCGAAAGCUUCGAUUUAUAGAUUUUCUUAAGUUAAAUUACCUUUGUAUCGUGGAAACAAUACCCUAACACUUGAGUCUUGAAUCAAAGGACGCGACAUGCGUCGGCUCCCUUUGUGAGCGCGCAAAUAGUCAUGGGACCCGCGAUUUUGCGGGCGACACGUAUCUACAGGCGCCGUUCCGUAGCCAUCGUAUGCUGGCGCGUUCUCAGAGAAACGUAAAUUUGAAAUCAUACGUCAUUUGCAGAUGGUACGUGACACACAUGAGAUUUUAAGCGUCUUGCUGCUAAGAUUACCCGUAAAAACGCACAUUUGAUCACAUCAUACGAUAAAAAGAGUGGAACAAUGCUAUUCAAGGCCUUAAGAACAAGUUUUGUAGAAAAUAAAGGACUGUCAGGUCCUUUGUCAGUUGACAGGCAAAUGUCAGAAGUCAGUUAAAUUUUCGGCUAUUUGUGAGUUGUCAGUUGUCAGUUAACCCCAUCCUGACCCUCUUCUAGGUUGUCUACUAUCCCCACGUUCAACGUGAUAGACGUUAAUGGAUAUGACAAUUAAGGAAAAAUAUCUAGAACGGCGUAGAAAAAUCUGUAAAUCAAAAAAACUAGAUACUUGUUCACCAACCUUGAAAACCGACCAAAAUCUCGCCUACAUCGUGUUGUUUAAAAGAAGAAAUAAGCCACAAAAUGUGCUGAAUAUUUCACGAGACACUUCCAAUAUGGCUUUCGAUACGUUGUCCACUUAAAACAAAUUGUGUAUGCCUCAUGAAAAGUCUUACAAAUAUGCCAGAGAGUCUCGAAACGGUGACUGUGAUGGUUUAGGUAAUCUAUCCGCCAUUUUCUUCGUGAAAAAGAGCUCCAUGACGUCACAACUGUCCUUAAAUUUAGGGAUAUUCCGGACUGAUCAAGGUAGAAGAAAAAAAAGAGACUGUUCGUGAUGUACGGUUGAAUUGUCGCCUGCAAAUUUUCAUUCAUGCUUAUCUUUUCAGGUUCGAGUCUUUGUGUCAUUAAGCCACGAAGAUCAGUCGUCAGUUGUUCAUGCGCCUUCUGCUGUGUGGGCAGAGUCCAUAAGUACAGCUGGAUUUCAGUUAUGCUCGCGUGCAACAGGUUCUACAAAUAACACUGGAAUUAUCAACUGGGUAGCGUUUCAGGACAAACCCAUGUUAACGCAUGGAAGCGUUACUUUUAGUGGAAUAUGGACAACAGAAACCAAGUGUGAGAAGGUGGCUUUUUCUCAGGUUAGAUAACAAUAAUUGAUAACAAGAGUAUAAUUUUGUUAUCAGGAUGUAAAACGUAAUUAAAUAGUAGAAACAAAUGAAAUAGUAUCAGAAAUUAUAGUUCUAAAACAAAGAUUUAAUUAAUCUGCUCCCAUAAGCCUUUGAUAAAUCCUUAAUUUCAUUUAAGUGCCACUGAGCACUUCAUUGAUACGAUUAUGUUGAUUUAUAUCUCGAGAAGCUUGUUUAUUUUUCAGUCAAUAGUUUUUCAUAUAUCUAACAUUUUUUUGCAGAGCUUUGCUUCCAAGCCUCGUGUAUUUGUCUCUGUUAAGUACACUCGCAGUACUAAGCCAAAUGAUGCUAUGUACUUAUGGUUAGAAAACGUCAAUUCUGGAGGAUUUGAAGUGUGCUUAAGGGAAUUCUUGCCCUUUGAUGGAAAGCACCAAGAUGCAGUUGUGGUAAGUGAAGAAAAAUGCUCGAGUAAACUUUAAUAUUGAUGAAAUAUAAAUAAAUAAAUAACUUGACUUUGCCACACUUCGGCAGCCCGUACAACCAAUUACCUAGAACGUUCGUAACACAAUUAAGGUCAGUGUCCUGUCUCACGUGUCUCAUGCAGUCAUUUCUUGUUAAAGGAAGUGUCGUUCGAUGCCUGACGCAACUCGUCUUGUAAAUUAAACAUUAUUUUCUUGUCCACAGGACUGGUUCGCAUUCACUGGAAAUGGGAGUCAACUUAAUUUCACAAUAACUGGAGAAGAAAUCUUUCCAAACAGUGGAAAUCCAUCGGCCAAAAACAACUACGGCUUCUGUCAGGUGAAAACUUUAGUUCUAACAAGAACAUUUAGCAAGCCACAGAACAUUUUCAGUGGUUGAGGUCACACAAGAGAAAACUUAAUAUAGUAAACCCAAAUUUACCAGGCCAUGGUGAUCGACAAUUUAUCCAAAAUGGCAAUUCCCAGAAGAAAGUGACAUGCUUAUCUCGCGACUUGAAUGUGCGCAUAUUUUGGGAUUUUUAAACUUCGCGACUUUGCAAGAAUUUUAUAUUUCGAAUCACUUCAAUUUCGCGCUGUUGAGUGGGCGAAUAAUUGAGGUGGGGACUUUACAGAUGAUGGGCAAAAAUAGAGGGAGAAGUGAGCACGUUCACAUCCAUUUACUAACCUACAUUACUUUUUUACCUAUUUACAGGAAGUACCUUUCAAUAGGACCUUUUACAAAUCGCCAAUUGUGAUUCUUUCCGUAAAUCAUGAGUAUAAUAUUCAGGUCAAGGGAAGCCGUCUUCCAGAAAAUAAUAUAAUAUCGUCCUGGGUUGAGGUAGGUUUGAAUUUUUAUUCUAACCUGAGAAAGAAGCCGGCAUUUCACGCUACGCCACCACUAGUUUUUCCACAAAAUGACGUCUGAUGAACGACGAUAGCAAAAAUUGUAUACUGACGAUGUGUCAACUGGGCAUGCAGUGCUUCUGAUUGGUUGAUUAGAAAACUUCCAUUGCGGCACGACCAAUCAGGAGCAGUAUCUUGAUCUGGGAAGUGCAAAGUCAUCAUUAUGGGAUUUCUUCACUCGUUCCACAGACGCGCCGCGAAAUGGGGUUUUCCUUACUGGAUGAUUAUUCUUGUUCAAUAAGGGAAGAGAAGUAAUCCGUAUAUUCUAGUAAAUUGAUAAAAGGACCGUGAAAGAGCCAUAAGAAACAGAUAAUUUGGAUCUGAUCCGUAAAUUUCAUGACUUGUAUUGUCGUCGUAGAAAUUAAGAAGAAAUUAUGGAUUUUGCUUAUGGAUUUGCUGUAGGUUGGAUUAGAAUCUAUGAGGAUAUGCGUUAAAGACCUCAGUGGAUUAGGAUCGAGUCAUGAUCCCUUGAUUGUCAGCUACGCUGUUACUGGAGGUUGUUAAUUAAUUUUCUUAUUGUAAUGAUCACUAUUUCUAGAAUUAUUGUUAUUAUUAUUAUUAUUAUUAUUGUUUUUAUUUUUAUUGAUAUCUUUUAGAAGUUUUUAUUUGUAGGAAAACUUUUCAUGAUGAUACAAUUAACGAAACGCUGGAGUACAAACAAUGAUAUACCUUAUUCAUGUUACACUCUACCUUUGCACGCACUUAAGGAUUGAUGGAAUAAGAGCAAUUAGAGGGCAGAGAAGUAUCAAAAUUGCCAAGACGAGUAAUCGAGUAAUCGCGGUCGAGUUUGUUUAUUCCCUCAAAAUAAGACGACGAUUCUAGUCAUGCAAAAUGCAAAAUGUAAAGUUCGACAAGUUUUACGUCAUAAUUCCUUGCUGUGAAGACUUCUACUGUCGCGUACUGCAUUCAAAAUCACUUCCACCCAUAUUUUGCGAUUUUCGUUUUUAUUGUUGAAACUUCUUUUCUAUUGUGUGAUUUGUAUUUGCAGAUUUUAUCUCUUGUUUGUCCCCUGAGAAACCACGUAACACUGCUUUAAUUUAUAUCAUCAGCCUUAAGCGCGUGCAAAGAUGGCGGGUAUCGUUAAUAAGGUCUACUAACGAUAAAAAUAAUUGGUUGAGUUGCCGGUAUGUAAACAUGUCACUGCUAUUUAGGUUUAAUUCAAAUAUGAAAAAUAUAUUAGAAAUUUAUGUUUUUUCCGAAUAGAUAACCACUCAAUAUUUUUAUGUUUUUUUUAUUCUUGGUGCAGAUCUUAAUCCUUGCCUUAAUAUGCAUUGCCCUCGAUUUGGGGUCUGCAGAACCUACAGUGCGCAUGACGCUCGGUGUGAGUGCGAUGACCAAUGUCCUUCAUAUAAAGACCCAGUGUGCACUGCGAAUGGAACAACUUACGACAACCGAUGCUGGCAUAAGUUAAGUUAUUGCAGAGGACUUGAAAAUAAUAUGGUCUAUCACCCAGGAAGCUGUGAAGGUAACGAAAACUAAUUUCAAAGAUUUUUUUGGCUGUAUAUGCCACAUAAAAUAGUCUGGCAGUUUUAAAGCUCUCGAUUGCUUAGAAUUAUAGUUGUUGGCUCAAAGUUGCAUUCAAUUUGGCUUCUAGCUAUGGGAUGUUUAUAACUUUCCGUUACUUUUAAGCUCACUUUUAACUCCUCACGCAGGCUAAGCAACAAUAGACAGCUGUAACAAGCUACUUCGUCUCUCUACUUUGGCAAACAAACAUAUAACAGCCCAGACUAUAGCCGAUGUUUUAUCUGUGUAAGAUCUUUUAUUCUCUUUUGCCUUGCAAUCUAGUUUUUAUCGCGUAAAAUUAGAUUUAUACAAAUUUGCUCGGGGCAAAUAUGGUUCAAAAAAGUGCAAAAGAGGAGGAAACGAAGUCAAAGAAAAGGUGGUAAAUAUCACAUUUACAUACCAGUCUACAUCGAUUUGCAUAUUUGAGGGCAAAUGCAGUAUUUAUUAUCUUUGCCCUUGAUUUCAUCCUCUUUUGCACUUUUUUUUUUUGCACCUUAUUAGCACUGAGUAAAUUUGCUGAAAAUCAAAUAUUUCGCGCAGUGGCGCACGCUCCUACGCGUACAUGUCAUCACGUACGCUUUUGAGUUCUAAUUUUUUUGUUGGCCUCCUCCAGUAUUGCACAUGUUUAUCUUUAUACUGGCAUAUGUUUAUCUUGGGCACUGAAACCAGCAACCAGCAUGCAAUAAUAAGCAGCCACUAAACAUUUCAUUGUUGAGGGUAGCCGACAUUACAAGUUAUAGCCUACUAGUUCUAGUUCAAUUUCCACGCUUUUUUUAUUACCACCCUUCACCACUUAGAGUUACAGGACAACGCAAGCUAAUGAAGCUACGACCUUAGCGAUAAUGCUUAAAGAGUACAGUAAUGCUUCCUUAUAAAGUACUUAAUUUAUUAUAAAACAGGUUUUCCAAUUGUACGGGGCCGUAUAGAUCUGCUACAGGUUCCAAAAUGGUCAGAUUCAAACUGUCAGACAGUCACAUUUCCUCCAUACCGGUUUUAUCCGGAUAAGCAAGUUCAUGUUCAAAUAACCGUCAAUCACAUGAAGCUCAAUGACUCUGUGACAGUCCACGAUGCUGUUACUUCAUGGACAGAAAGUAUCAACACAAAAAACUUCACCGUCUGUGUCAUGCAAACCGGGAGGAAAGAAGAACCUGCGAAUCCAUUUGCCACCAUUGAUUGGGUGGCUUAUCAAGGAGCCCCACCCGAAGGAUUGACGGGAACGGUUGAGUUGCAGAAAUGGUGGUCUGGUACCAACUGCGCAGAUGUGACUUUUCCUACGGUGAGAGAUUAAUUGAUGCAAGUCCCCAUGGCAAAUGUUAGACUUUCAUUCACCCGACAGCUUUAAUCCACGCUGUCUUUAAAUUAAAAAAUAACGGAUCAUUACGAGGUAACUAAGAAGAAAAAUGACGAUUGCUACAAUAAAUAACAAGACAAGGUUAGGUAAUAAAUAAGAAGGGGAACUUACUCAGCGAUUAGUUGCGUGUAAUUUUUGCAGCAAUAUUCAUCUUAACUAGAUUUCAGUUGUUUUUGCGUAUUUUUUUGGCUUUUUCGUCAGGGCAAGUUUGAUGAGGCGCCAAUAGUCCUUGUGACGUCAGAGCACCUGAGGACUGGUAAAGAGUAUGAUGCUGCUCUCAUUUGGAUUGAGGACGUAACUAAGGACUCAGUUAAAGUCUGUCUUCGUGAAAUGCAAAACUUUGACGGUAGACACCAAGAUAUCACUGUGGUACGUUCUUAGUGAUUUUCUUAGAAACUGGAACGCGACUGUCUGCAAAAUUUGUGAGGAUUGUUGGUCUGUUAACCAUAACAGGGCGGGUAAGAUGAAAUGGCAUUGAUAACUUUAAAGAUCGUCCGGGCGAGUGAUGGUUCAGUCGAAAGAAGGGAACUGCAGAAAGAAAAACUUAAAAAGAAACAGAAAUAUAAUAAUAACGAAAAGAAGAAAAAGAAGAAAAAAAACUGAAUAUCAUUACAAGAAGUGAAUUUUAAAUAGCACGCAAAUUGGUCUGCCUUGUCCCCAUGCUUCCCUUCCUGACGUUUUUACGCGAUUCCCCCGAUGUCGUAAAAAAUUGUGGAUUUGCAACCUUUCCUUGACUUUUUGCGCUAUUUAUUAGUUCACAAAUUUAUAGAGUUCAAAAUGCUUAGGUUCACUGAAAGGGCCUUGAAAAUGCAGUUGAUUUUAAAUAAAUUUUCUGUGGGUAUGUUACAAGACUGUUACAAGUAUGGGUGGCAUCAUUUUUGCUUUUUCCUCUUUUCACAGAACUGGUUUGCCUUCUCCAAACUGCACAAGCCUCUUUUCACUGAACAUGGCGUCAUAAGUUUUCCAAAUACGAACCCACCUUCGGAUAAAAUGAACAAUGCUUAUUGUGAGGUGAGAAAAGAAUUCUUUGCAAAAUUAUAAGCAUAAGCGUGCUAUUCACAGGAUUUUCCGUCACAAAUAUUUAGCUUACUUACAUCACUGUUUAUAUCUUGAAAACACCUAUAGUCAUAUAAACUGUACGUGGUAGAGAUCAAAGUAACCAGAAAAGCUAAGAAGCUGGUUCACAAAAUAAUGUUUGAAAAACGUUAAUCAAAAUAUUAAAAGGGCAGUUCGUUCUGUUAAAAUGAUUAAUUGCAAAUAUUGUUUGUCCAAGACUUCAAAAAUAAACACAACCUAAGGUAACUAAAGUUAAAGGAAACAGUGUUAAACGUUGUAUGUUUCUCUUCCAUGGCAGUUCGUCACAUUCACGAGAGCUUAUAACUCGACUCCGACAGUGCUUGUCUCAGCCAAUCACAGCACGACAGUAUCUGGGAAUUCAGCACCGAUCCACAACGGAAUUACAACUUGGAUCGAGGUAAAAGUUUCCGUCAUGGGGCGAAUGUGUAGGGAUGUGUCCUGGCAAAAAAAAUUUAAACCGAAGCUCGACGAAAGAUAAAACUGAACAGAGUCACGCUUGAGGCGAUGUAUAGGUCGAUAAUAGAUGUGGCUCAAAAUGGACCAAGAAAAUUUGAGAUUGCUUAUUGGCUAACUUCAUGUUUUCGAUCGCGAAUGUAAUUAUGUAGGUAUUAUUCAUUAAAGUUUGAAUAAUAUCUUUAAAUACUCAGGCGCCGCGGUGGUCUCAAACUUUAAAUCUGACGGUUCGGGUUUAAACGUUACCGUAGUUUUUUCUUGGAACAAGUCAUUUGCUGUCUUCAUCAACGGGGAUCAAGGUUUAGCCAGACUGUUUGGGCCUUAUGAGCGAAUGCACAGAAAAAUCGAGCAAACAGUGGCCACAGCUCGAAACCUAACCUACCCUCAUUUUAAGUCUGUAAUAAGGUUUUAAUGAAUUUAUAACACUGCUGAGGUUUAAUUUUCAAAAUGCGGCCGAGUUUGGGAAUUAUUUGAGAUUUUCUAUUUCAACGGUCUGCGGGCCUAAAAUUAGCCCCCGAACACGGCAAUAUAGCCUAGCGACAGAAAUGAGCUGACUUUCAUAAACGAGCGAAUAUAUUGCCAAUCUUCCACUUAAAUCUCAAAAAGCAGAUAUCUAACAAUUUCUGAAUGGCUUAUUUUUUAGAUUUAGAGUAUAAAAUAUCGACGAACCAGCAGAAUUUUGAAACGUAAUUUGCAUAAUGCUUAUAAAUACAACAAUUUACCGCUAAAACCAAAAUCGAAUUUUCUAUAUGGGGGAAUUCUCCAAAUCACCCCAAAUCCCGCUUACUACCUAAUGAGAUACAGUACUUCAACAUUAUCUGAAAGUUAGUCUGGUGUUCUUGCGAACGCUUGUAAAAUAGAUUGAUUAUUUUGAAGUUAUUUUGCCCCAAACAACUGCUAAUUGACCCCAGGGUCAAUUGACACGUGCACGUCACCUUAGUUUUAUGCAUCGAUUUGAGCUCGUUAAAAGGGAGAAACUAACAAGAUUCUUUUAAUAUGUACCUGUUUUAAUGAAAUACACGCAAUCUUCAAAGGAGAGGCCGUUCAAUGGGUAAUUUCUGUUCUUGAGAUCUUGCAGAUUGUACCAUGGCGUCUGCGAGUGGACCUGAGUCUAGGUCUGUUUUCCCGUGACUGCGAAAUCAGAAUAACAUCAUGAAAUAAUUCUCUCUCGAACCUUCGUAAAUGAAUCAGCUUUGCAGUGCCUUACCUGAAAUAAAAAGUGGGCAGAAUAGGAAAACAUUCUAGCGCAAUUUGGAUCCUUUGCAGCACGCAGUGUAUUUGCUAAACGGGUACGGUAUCAGUUACUCACCUCCGAUUGCGUGACCACGCAAUUAUAGAUUGUCUCCAGCGAAAAAUAAGUGCAUGUGAAACCAAAGCUUUCGGGAUACAGUAAAUUCAUUUUCCUGUAUGACCAGGUGUACUUUUGUCCUAUUUUAAAAGCGGUUAACUAAGAUGAUUAGCAAACAUACUGUCCCACUUUUAAAAAUGGUACAGUAACUGAAUGUUCUGUUCUUCUGAUUUUACCCCUAACCCCGGAGUGUUCAGAAGAUAUAUUUGCACUACGCAUGACAGGCAAAUGGAUUAAAUUUUAAGGUUCAAGGCGGUUUUCAGGCAUGGGUUACCAGUGGAUUAGUCAGACUUGUCAUAAGGUACAUUGAACAGAAAAUUACAGGCAUGAUAUCUCUCCUAUUGUAUGUCCAUUAAGUGAUUUUCCAUCAAACAUUAUUUUUUUACUUUUUUACCCCAAAAGUUUUUUUCGUUCAAUUCUUAUCUAUGAGAUGUAAACUUAGUCAAAUUUCUGUAAUUUAUUGUUAAAUGCAAAUCUGCAAACAACUAAGUAUUCAAUUUUGCGUAAAAGCUACAUGAAAUUGUACUGUUUAGCCGUAAAUCAUUAAAAAGAGAAAGCAUCAUGCUUUCUCUUUUCUAGUAGUUCUUCUCCAUGUCUGCUAAGGGGGAAAUAGUUUGCUCUUUUCAAGAAAUUGUUCUUGCCCAUUGCGGUUUCAAACCAAGGAUAGCAGCAAGUCUGUCGUGGUCAUAUACUGCUACUUCAGUGCAAACGAAGCAUAGGCGCACAAGUCAGCGCUUGCGUUUAGUCAGGUGCCGAAAAUGAAGUGGAAACUUAACCCUAAGGGCGUCCAUGUUCGCUCCGGCUCGAAAAGGUAGAAUCAGUUGUGCAGUAAAAAGUAAUGCGAAAAACCUGCGGGGGCUGGGGAAAGAAAGGCGUCUUAUUUUUCUUUGGCUUGUUCUAUUUUCGCGACGUGCUACAGGUUACGAAAUACUGACAAGCUCAGUAUGUGUCUUCACCACCGAGAGCCACUUGCCCUUAGCCAGACACGCCCCUCACGUAUCAUGUUUCGUUCCUAAAGUUAUUUCAAAGCACAGAACCAAACCUAAUCAGCGGCCGAAGGCAGAAAGGGGGAUGAGCAAACGGAUGUCACAGCAUAUUUUGCAAGAAACCGGUAUCCUUGUGCCUAUCGGUUCAGGAACGAUUGAUUACUACUAGAAUUAAUAUCAGGGUCAGAAUUUGAGUGCUACAAUGGGACGGAAGGAAGAAAAGAAAACCGCCCCGCACCUGUUAAGUCUUUUAUAAACUUUCUCGUCCUGACGGUCUCAAAGAAAGGCGUUGUGGCUGCUAUUUAAUUUACAGUGUCUGUUGCAGGAGUCGAAUUAAUCCUACAGCAACUGGAAACGUGGCCACGCCUGCGAAAACUGAGAUUGCUUGUAGGAUAUUCGGCCAUAGUUUGGUAUAUUCACGAGCGCGUUUUGUCCAGUGAACUGAGCGCGUAGUUUUUCUUAACGAAGGGAUGGGGUGGGUCAAGUGAAUAGUUCGGGGAACGUUUGCUCUCUUUAGGGGGCGGGGGGGGUAUAUUUGUUGAUAUCAGGAGUUCUGGCCUCGAUGGAGUCGUUGUAAAGCUAUUUUUGCUUCGGGGUAUCGGUUUACCGGAAGCUGAGUAAGGAAAAUUCAAUGGUGCAUUUAUGGAAUAAUAAUAGAGAUUCUCAUGGUCUAACAGUGCGAAGAUUAGACUUCUGGUAAGGUGGCAACGAUCAAGGCCCGCUUUAUAAUUCAUGAUAAUUGAAGGUCAUGAUGUGGAAAAAGCGACUGAAAUGGUGGAUGCCAUGCAAUCCUCUCGGGUGGGGGCGGCGCACCUGGCCUUAACGGUUGCCCCUUCGACAGAAGGCAAGCAUGCCCAGAUUGUCCAUGGGUUGCUAAAUGAGACCGUCCCUUUCUUAGUACCCGUUCCAUGUCUUUUUAUUAGACCCGGGCAAAUUUCUCGAGAUUGCACCAUCAUUUUGGGCUUUUAAGCUUCCAAAGUCCAACAAUAAUAGCGCAUGUUCGCGACGGUUUUUUAAGUCAGUCAAGUUCUGAAACCAGGCCUUAAACGGCCAGUUUUAAGUGUCGAUAACAGUUAAAAAGGCAUACAAGCCCUAUGCAAAAGACAGUGGGAAGGAAGUGCACAUCGGUGAUGGGGAAAAAGGACUAGCCCACAGUUAUUUAGGGGUGGAUCUUUCGAAACAUUCUUAUACUCUUGGACAGAUAUGCAUUGUUUAAAGUUUUAGACAAACCAGGUGUAAAUUUAUAGUAACAAACUGUUAAAUAUACAUCAGCAAGAUUUUUGCGUAUCCUAUUUUUCGCUGGAGACUAUCGUUUACUGGCUGGUCACGCAAUCAAAGGUAUCGUACUUUCCCACGUUUGUUUACUGACCUUUCGCUCGGCAAUACACUGCGUUCCACAAAGGAUCCAAAUUGCGCUAGAAAUGUUUUGCUAUUUGGCCCACGUUUUAUCUCAGGUAAGGCACUGCAAAGCUGAUUCACUUACGAAGAUUCGAGGCAGAAUUAUUUCUUGAUGUUAUUCUGAUUUCGCAGUCACGGGAAAACAGACCUAUAUAGACUCAGGUCCACUCGCAGACGCCAUGCUGCAAUCUUCAAGAUCUCAAGAACAGAAAUUACCCAUUGAACGGCCUCUCCUUUGAAGAUUGCGUGUAUUUCAUUAAAACAGGUACAUAUUAAAAGAAUCUUGUUAGUUUCUCCCUUUUAACGAGCUCAAAUCGAUGCAUAAAACUAAGGUGACGUGCACGUGUCAAUUGACCCUGGGGUCAAUUAGCAGUUGUUUGGGGCAAAAUAACUUCAAAAUAAUCAAUCUAUUUUACAAGCGUUCGCAAGAACACCAGACUAACUUUCAGAUAAUGUUGAAGUACUGUAUCUCAUUAGGUAGUAAGCGGGAUUUGGGGUGAUUUGGAGAAUUCCCCCAUAUAGAAAAUUCGAUUUUGGUUUUAGCGGUAAAUUGUUGUAUUUAUAAGCAUUAUGCAAAUUACGUUUCAAAAUUCUGCUGGUUCGUCGAUAUUUUAUACUCUAAAUCUAAAAAAUAAGCCAUUCAGAAAUUGUUAGAUAUCUGCUUUUUGAGAUUUAAGUGGAAGAUUGGCAAUAUAUUCGCUCGUUUAUGAAAGUCAGCUCAUUUCUGUCGCUAGGCUAUAUUGCCGUGUUCGGGGGCUAAUUUUAGGCCCGCAGACCGUUGAAAUCGAAAAUCUCAAAUAAUUCCCAAACUCGGCCGCAUUUUGAAAAUUAAACCUCAGCAGUGUUAUAAAUUCAUUAAAACCUUAUUACAGACUUAAAAUGAGGGUAGGUUAGGUUUUGAGCUGUGGCCACGAUUUGCCGAUUUUGCUCGAUUUUUCUGUGCAUUCGCUCUUAUAGCUCCUGCGCCACCAUCAUACCCAUUAUUAGGGGAAAAAAGGAUAUUUUGGAUAACAUUUGAACCUUUUAAUUCUUUUAGCUUUUAUAACUUUGUUGUUUCUAAACCUUCCAAUCUUUUAAUUUUCUAGCGGUCUUUGCAAGCUUUCAUCAAACCACGGUUUUCAGUUACGGCGAAUAUGUUUGCAUUUUUAUGUCACAUAAAAAGACUGUAGGAGAAAGGUUUAAUUUCAGAGACUAUUCUAACAUUCACUCCACGUUAACCCAGUUGUUUAUGGUUACAACUGCAUAAAAUGUACCAGCUACGUUAAGUGUUUAUUUUUUCAGAACAUGAAUACCUCUGGAUUCAGAGUGUGUGUCAAGGAAGUAUACGGGACCAGAUAUGACCCCUUGUCCGUCAGUUAUGCUGUGCUUACAGGUCUGUAAUAAGUACUGAACUCGUUUAUGAAGUAGUUUUUGGCAAACAUCUUACCCGAUUCAUGAGGAAUUAUAAAUACUUUGGAAGUGCUCUAAACUAACACAAGCAUAUGGUUUGCAAGUCAUGCCGAGUGAGAGUCAAGAGGGUAACAAAAUUCCAGUCGUAGGGUAAACUGCAAAACAGUCGGUUUUUUCCUCAAAAUCAGUAAAGAAAUCGGUAACGCGUGGCGUAAGAUUCUUAUGCGCGCGAACCGCGCGAGCCUCACACGCCCGUAGGGGCGUGAGGCGAGAGAAAAAAACCAGUCUCGCUCUCUGUUUUCAGCCUCGUUCCACACCUUUUGUUUGACUGCUCGCGCUUACUUGAAUACGCAAAAAUACGGACUGUUUUGCAGUCUAGUCGCAGGGUACCAUUUUGAAGUCCUUGUCUCAAAGAAAUUAGGGACCUUAAGAUGUGAGGACGGCGACGGCAGGUAAAACGUCGCUUAAAAAGUGAAUUCGGAGUUUUCAAUCUUCAUCGCGAUAUUUCCAUCUCACUUACUUUGUCGAAAGUACGCUACUCCUCCUGAAGUUGAAUUCCUGAGAGCCUUAUAACAGUUAAGCCGAGAAAGAGAAGGAAAAUGUCGUCGUUGCUUGUUUACGUCCUCUAAAAAACAUGAAACUAGGUAUUUUCACGUUGUUGUAGUCGUGCAACGACGGCUAAGAAAUGUAGAAAAAAGCGUGAUGGCACGUGCAUAGUUGUUGUUUUACUAUGAUUAAACCUAUUGCUUUUUGGCCGUUCUCAUUGUCGUCGCCGUCGCCGGAUCUUAAGGUCCCUAAUAACUCAUAAUGACAGAAGACCUCAGUUGCCGAAAUGAAAACUAUCAUGCAUCGAACAAACGUUAAAAGUUAGUGUUGCUUCAGAAUUUUUACUCUAAUUUGAAAAAGUGAACCUUCUUUCAUCAUUGUAACACCACUCCUACUCUCCUCAAGAUAAAAAUUUAUAAUGAUGAUGGUCUACUCGUUGCCCCGAAAAAAGCGUUAAUUAUUUUUAAAUAUAUUUUCUUAUCACCCUUGCAGUAAUACUCCUACAAAAGUGCCGCUAAGGAUAAUUAAUAUCUAUCAAUCCGACCAUAAUCAUAUUUAUUAUAUAAUAAUUUAUAUAUCAGCAAUCUAAAUCUUUUCUCCUUUUUACAUUUUGUUAGAUAUUUGUGAUCCUGGCUGGAACUAUUUCAACGGCUUUUGCUAUUUCACAAGUAAGACUUGUCAAAAUUGGACCACAUCACUGGAUAAAUGCCGACAAGAAAACUCAGUUCUUAUUGAUGUCCAAAACAAUGAAGAAAAUGUGUUUUUACAGCAUCUUCACAAUGGAGCAAAAUCCUGGCUGGGAUUGAAUGAUAUUUUCACAGAGGGCUCCUUUACUUGGGCAGAUCGUGGUACUGGGAACUUUACAGCUUGGGCCAAAAACCAACCCAACAAUUUUCGAGAUGAAGACUGUGUGCAUACACUUGGUGUUGAAUACAAAUACGAAUGGAAUGACGUGAAAUGCAGUGGCUGUCAUCAGUAUACUUGCAAGAAAGGUAUAGUUUCUAAUGUAUGCUUACGUGUAAGGUUAUGGUCAUAAAAAGAGAUUAUUAUCUCUGAAAAAUUACAUGAUUAAAUGAUAUCAUGUCAUUAAACAGAGGCAAACAAAAGAGUUGAAAAAAAAUAAUUAAGUGAUGCAAUGAGAGAACUGAUGGAUAUGUUGCGGUGGGUCAUCCUUAGUGUUAAAACCUGUGAAGUUUUUCUUUGUUUUCUAUAUUGUAGCUACUAGUUAUAGCUAUCGCUAAGUGCCAACGAGCAAAGCUUUUACUUAUUGUUGGUUUUCACAUGACAUCACUAAAAUUGAAACUAAAAAACUAUCGAUCCUACCGUGAUUUUGCUUUCACGAUGAAUUAGAGCAGCUGAAAACUAAUUUUCAUACAAAUUUUCGCUUCAAAAGGGUUCUUGAUUUUGUGAUAGAGUACGCUUGAAUUUCUAAGCUUUUGCGUGACGCGGCAUUUACAUGACGGCCAAGAGAGCUGUCAUGUAGGUUAAAAAAAUGACUUAUCUCAGGAAAUUUUGCUAUCUAAACAGUUCAUGUAUUAGAAAAAGUAUUACUUUAAUGAAUGAGUUUCUCGAAGAAAAAAUUUGCGCUUCCGUAGCAAAACUCGGUAACAGAUGUUUCUGUUGGUUUCCCGGGGUGGGGAUGUGCCGCUGGGACCGUGGAACCCUUGACCUAUACCAGAGCUAGGUUAGCUGAAUUUUGCUACCCUAUACUAGAGUAAACUCCCAAAAUCCCUCUAUCCUAGAGUAGCUGUUUACCUAGUCUAGAUAAAAUCUUCAACCAACUGAUCAGUUUCGUGAAAAAUGAUACCCUAUUCUAGACCCAAACGCUCUGAUUUAUAUACCCUAUCCUAGAGUAAACUGCUUGAAAACCAUACUCUUCACAGCGGCACAUACCCAUAUAGCCCAUAUAUGGCAGUACCCCCCCGGGGUUGGUUUCCGUCCGCCAUGUUGGAGCUCAUCCAGGUGGACACCAGCAAGGCGUCUCUAUACUAUUUAAGUCUCUAUAAGUUUGGGUAAAACAUUUCUUCGGAUAUCUCGAGCUCGUAUACGAAAUAUUCCUCUGACCUGAAUCUUGGCGAGGGUCUCUGUAUAUGUACCUCCUUUCAUUUCGCAGAUCUGGACUUUAUCUAUUGAACGGUUUUGAUUUUUAUUUUGAUCUAUUUUGAAUGGCGUGACACUUAAAACCAGCAACACGCGCGCACUGUUCAGUGUUUUUAGAAAUGUCAUGAAUUACAGUAAUUUAUAAAAAAUAGAUUGAACUUAAUUCGAUCGCAUAAGCGAAAAUUACCUUGAGACGGGUGCGACCUUAAAGCAAGGGGCACUCAUAUACCAUUCUACUGCCAGGCGAGUACCUCACGCAUGAGCACAGUCCUAUCACUAUAAUAAUUACUGAUCCUCAUAAAAUUCUAUUGUUCUCUCUCUUCAUCAAAUCAACGAUUGCAGUCUUAAAGAUGCCAAAACAACUGUCUGUGGAAAAUGGGAGCGGUCCUUUUGUCAGUAGGGAAAUUAUCAGGGGGAAUAUAUACUAAACGCGCUAAAUAAAACAGCCUACAAUAUUUUUAAUAUUGCAGCCUGUUUUAGAAAAUUUAAUGUAUGUGUACAUUGCACUAUACUUGGUUGAAUGAACACGAAGGAUGCACACAGGACUCACAAGCACUCACACGACUCGUGGAUUCUCUGUUCUGUACUAUCACGUGUUCCCUCGAAAACAAUGCAUUCUCUGUUCUGCAUUACGUCGUAAAUGUUGCCUUACAUUACUAUAUGUUACAUCGAUUCGAGUUUUUUUCUGCCCCUGGAACAGUAUCUCGCACGGCCCUAUUAGGCUUGCGCCUCUCAGCCUCGCGUCUUCGCGAGGAUGCUUGUGUAAGGAAUUAUUUCCCUUGGCUCUAUUAUGUUGACUUAGCAGUGGCUUCUUUGUAUUAAUUGUUUUACGUCAUUGGUGAGGUUCACAGGUUUUUACACCGCGGAAUAUGACCCGCUGUAGUUCAAUUUUGUCCUUGGUUUAAAUUUUAUUUCCCUUUUUUCAAACUCAUUAUCAUACCUGAAUAACAUACCCCAAAAGAAAAGAAAAGAAAUUUAAACCGCAGGUGAAAUUGAACGCCAACUGAAACAAAUGAGUAAAUGACAAGCUUAUGAACAAUUUCUAAUUAUAAUUCAAAAUUCUUAUAUUUAUUAGAUUAAACGCCGGGGCGUUUGUUAAAUUUUUCGUUAUUCGAGUGCGGCGUAGCCUGCGUCGCAGACACUCUAAAUCUUCUGUAUAGAGAGUCUGCGAAUUAGUGCACAAUAUCGUGUUCGAAUCCCGUAGAGUAGCAUGGAUAUAUGUCGGCGUUAUUGAUUGGCUAUUUUCUUUCGCAGUUUGUGAUUAGUCCGAUUUGAAUUAAGCGUUGACAGGCCAAACAUGACUCAUAGCUCGUGACCAGAGAGAUUGAGCUCGUGAUAGUGUGAAACGUGACUUUAGAGACCUCUAGAGUAGCUUGAACAACAGAUGUUUUUCUUGCUCUCUUUUUGCGUAAUUUAUACAGUGCAUGGAGUAUUCUACAAUUUGACUGAGCAAAUUUUUUUUGCCUCUUUGAGUCUCACCUUUAGCUACAUUUAGAGGUUGUGAAGUUGGUCUGUUUCAUACAUAUUGAGUAAUUAGUUUUGUAGUUUAUUUUUUGGCAAAUGUUUUCUAAGAGGGUUUGAUCACAAAUGCAUAAAUGAUUUUCUUUUACCUCUGAUUAAGCCUUAAGCUUCUUUAUUGCGGCUAAAUAACCUAAGUGUCUAUGGUUUUCAACGAAACGCUUGGACCUGAAUAGCUACAUGUGUGUAGUUUUUUUUAUUUAUUUUUUUUUUUUAUCGUGAAUAACGUGAUGAUUUCUUCAUUUGUUUUGACUCUAGAACUGUCGGCUAGAUUACAGAAUACGCAAUAGUACAUCUGCAGCGAUUGGAAGACGCUGGGAAACCAGCCGGCAAAUUUACUAGCAAAUUUUGGCCUUGAAGGAAUUAUCUCAAAGCGUUUUUUUGCUCAGAAGACGGCUCUAAAGUUCGAACUGAUCUUUCGAUUACUCUUAAAGAUCCCUGCCAACUCCCUUCUGUGAAUUUUAAUUGACAUGUCACUGCGCCCAACCGUCACGCACACGUAAAAAUUAGGCCAAUCGUGCGGCUUGUAAGAAACCCGUAAGAAACCCGCCUAUCAGAAACGCUCACAUAUGUCCUUGCGACUCUGCAGGAUAUUAGAACGAGCUUUUGUGCACUAAUUCGCAGACGGACUAUACAAAUGGUUUAGACGAGUACGUGGGCCGGCUGCAACGCAGGCUAGUGCGGCGUUAAUUUAAUAUCCAUUUAUUUCUUGCAAACAAUAGUAUGGUAACUGAGCAUUUAAACUUUAAAAACAGAAACAUGUUUUAGUGCUUGUCUGACUAAAGUCAUUAUCUAUAUCUUUCUCAAUUUCACAAUUUGCAUGUUAAUAUACUACUGGAAAACAUAAAGUGAAUAAAGUUAAUUAUAUUCCUUUGAGCUUCGAAUGUACUGAUCUUAAAGCAUUGUUAAAAUCAAAGAAAAGAAUUUUUUCAGGCUUGCUCAAACAUGAUUAUUACUGCAUGCAUUUACUUUUUGAGUCUAUUAUUGGAACAAACGCUGCAUCAUGACGUGGCGUUUAUUCGAGGGCGGCGUUUAAUCGAAUAAAUACGGUAAUUAAAGAAUUGAUAGCUGCUGUAAUUGCAGUAACUAAACAUGGUAUCUUUCGUACAUUACAGAUCUGAAUGAGUGCAGCAGGGACAAAUAUUAUUGCCAUCGUUUUGCCACCUGUUCGAAUAAUCGUGGUUCCUUCACUUGCACUUGUGACCUUCAACAAGGUUUUAUGGGGGAUGGCUUUGAGUGCUCUUAUUAUGCAAGUAAGUGAUCUUAUGCAAAGAAUUAAUUUUACAAUGCCGAAGUUUAAAGAUCACGAGAAGGGCAAUUUUGUAUCAUUUUCAACCACCGAGAAAAGGGUUUGAAAACAAGGACAGGAAAUUUUUUGUAAAAUUUUUAACUAUUAAUCUGUAAUAUAAGAAACCAGUUUUAAGUUUGCAUGCCUUCUGUUACAAGCUGACUUUAUAUGACAAAUGAAGGGGUGUUCGAGCAACUCGCUCCCUUGACUUAGAGGUACCAGGUAUCUGGGCCUAGUUGUUCGAAGGCCGAUUAGCGCUUAACCCAGGGUUAAAUUUAACCCGGGUUUCUAUUUCUUUUGUUCAAAAGCAUUUUAAUUUCUCGGAUAAUUUUCUCUGUUAUUUUUAAGAGCAUCCAAUCAUCAACUUGUUUACAAAAAGAAUAAAACUGAAAUUACUCUCUAAGCUUUUAUUUCUGAAUUCAAAUUUCGCACUAACCCUGAGUUAUCUUAACUCAGCUUGAACAACUCGGCCCUGAUUUACAUUAGCUUACAUUUUGGGAUUCUUUAUUUUUCGCAGCAGUUCGAUCAUAUGUUUUCUUCUACAGCAUCACAUUCCGACUGCUGCUGAACAUAACUACAACAUAACCGCACUCCACUCUAACUGCGCAAAUAUUGCGAAAAAGGCUUAAUAAAUAACUUAAUGUUCGGGCUUGCCGACAAUGAGAGUAACGAACGCACUUUCCUAAUGAGUUUAGGGAUUUCCUGUUGAUCACCAAGGUGGAAAAAGUAAACCUAUAAGGUAUAAUAAUGACAUGAGCAAGAAACCAAUGAAAGCGUGACAGCUGAUACCACCGGGCUCUACCGUAAACCAAAACAGGAACUCUGAUGUAGGUAACAAUCACGGUCAGCGAUAAUCCCUAAACGUGCCCAAUUCAGGGGCUGACACUCAAAUUUUAACAUAUGACAAUUAUGUUGAAAAACUACUUAGAAAGGAAAAUAAUGGCAUUGAAAACCUGUCGAUACAAAAUAUGGAUGAACCUUGAUCUACAAACCUAAUCAUAACGAGACUCUAUAAGGUACGAGUGUAACGUCAAGUGCAAACAUGAAAUAGACUAAAAUAACCUACAAAAUACGUCUUCACAACAGAAAAUGGGACAUAGCGGCAGUACAGCUGUACCUCUUACUUUUCCCUUUUGUCGAGAAUUUUUCCGGUACCUUAAGUAAACAAGUGUUGGGACCUGAGGAGACCAUACAUCGCGCGUCUCAGUCAAAUCUUGAAAACUGGAAUAGUAAGUGACAAGAAAUAAUUACUCUCGACAUAUCAUAAAGAACGUAAAUGCAACCUCACCUGAGAAACAGGUUCUGAAAGGUAAUUAAAGCAAAGCCUGCGUGAAGUUCCCAAAACUCCCGGCCGUUAUGCGACGCUUUCCUCAAGCCAACCAAAAAUAAAUAAAUAAACCAUCAAACAAGAUCUGAACAGCAAAAGAAUUUUGAUACCUUUGUCUUUAUUUGUAAUCUCUCGAUAAGCGUUGUUUAUAUUAUUUUGGGGUGGUUUUUGAUCGUCAAGGGGACAUUACAAGUUUGGUUUGAAAGGACUCAAUGAUUUCAGCUAUUUCAGCUCUGUUUAGGAACAACCUGUUAACUUAGAAAAGAUGCGUGAAAAACGAGUAAGGGUAAUCUGAGUGAGCAAUCUCAGACUCUUGUAAAGUGAUUCAAAUUUUGGUGCAAGAUUAACAACAAAAAUGAUCAGUCAUUCGGACCAGCUUUCGAGUUCUAGUAUGCCCUGCUAUGGUAAAUUUAUACGCCAAAGUUAAUGAUAGUUAUGGUAAUAAAAUAAUAUUAGGAAUAACUAAAUCCUCAAUUUGUCUUAUAUGCUGUUCUUUGGCAUCUUAUUCGGCUGCAUGCCCUGUUGGAAUGGUGGAACAAUUUUGGACCAACUCCCCUCCUACUGUUGACGUUUUUUCCUCAUAAUUUAAAUGUUCUGGGUGUGGUGUUGCAGAGGGUGUGAUUGCCAAAUCCCUGCUGCAAAAGACUGAUAAUACACCGAAACUGAAUGCAUACAUGAAACCAUAAGCAGUCCUGGAGAUAUCCAUUCAGGAUAUAAGUAUCGUGCGUUGUGAUUGGUUGAGAUCAAAACCAAAACAACGUUAAUCUGCCGAGAGCUACUGGAGACAGCUAAUCUAAACUAUUUUAAUCGAUUAAAAAAGUCAAGCGAUCCUGAAAUGCUUCAUAAAUUUCAAGUUUAGCGUUUGGUUUACGCUGGGCUCAGAAAACGAAACCAUGUUUUGUGACACUUGGAACUUUUUUCAGGUCGACUGCCGGUCAAGGUUUUCAAAACACUAAAUGACCCGCAGUCUUAUAUUUUCAGUAAAUUUCACAAAUCGAAAAAAUCCAGCUAAACCCUGAAACUAUCAUAUUUCGCGUGCCUGAUCCCGCAUGGUUUUUUCGAUUUGUGAAAUUUACUGAAAAUAUAGGACUGCCGGUCAUCUAGAGUAGUGUUUUGAAAACCUUGACCGGCAGUCGACCUGAAAAAAAGUUCUAAUUCCUAUAUUUUCAGUAAAUUUCACAAAUCGAAAAACUACCAGGAUCAGGAUCUCGACAUAUGAUAGUUUCAGGGUUUAGCUGGAUUUUUAGCUGGGGAGGGUGGCUUUGGGCAAAUGAUGUAUCGGUCCCCAGAAAGGUCACCCCAGGACUCCCAGGAUGGAUUUUUUUGUACAGUGCCCAGGCCUCAUUUUCUUGGCCGCGCGUUGAUCUGGCCCGGCUACUUCGGCGAGCAUGUUCUUGGUCUUUUUCCAUUAUAUCCUUCGAAUUUGUCAAAGUCUGUGGGAUUCGUUUCUCUAUCUGGGAAAGCUUCAUUGGUUUCUAUAUCUGCUGCUAUCCUAUUUCUACGAUCCUGGCUUGUUUAUUUUCCGUUGGAGUUCGAAUUUCGUGGAAAAAGUUGUGUUGAAAGGGGAGCAUGGCGGCGAAAAUGGCAUCUCGUGUCUCCUACCUUGUACAUUAUUAUUGUAUAUAGAGUGAAUUUGAACAAAUUAUCACGAAACUUCGUUGGAGCAUUAAGGACAACAACAACUAACUGCAGAGUAAGUUUUAUUGAUCUUUAUUCAGUAUUUCUUAGAAAUUUUAGGAUCGUAUUUUUACCCUAUACAAACACUAUAAUUUUACUGGAACCGUACUGUGGUACAAUCACAGAGCCUGGGUUACCUGUGCACCCAGCAGAGCAGGAAAUCAUCACAUUCACGGACAAUAGUCCAGGUUCGAAUUAAAAAUUACCGCUGAAUACAAACAUUAACGACACAUUCAUACAGGGUUAGCCUCGACGUAAAGUAAAAUAUUCAGAAAUUCUGGGAAGUAAGUGUUUGAAAUUUGAAUAUACACAAUAGACAGAGUAAUAAACAGGUCUUUUUCUCGUUGGAAUUUGUGAACAUAUUACUUCAGACGGAGGCUAAGGCUGUAAAAAAUGCGUCACUUCUUUAAUUCAGCGGUCAUAGCGAACUCGAAAACGGACUAUUACAAAGAGCAAAGGAAAUGACCUGUAAAUGUCACACAAACAACAGCAAAGAUAAGACUGAUUCGCUCAGUUAAAGUUUGGAAUCCUCCACAGCUUAAUCUACGAAUUUGGAUUUAAGAACUAAUAAAAAUUUGCAACGCCUUGCAACACGAACAAUUCACGAACAAAUGUUCGAUAACACCGUAACGAUGUCUUUUCAUAUUAACAACAUAGUUAAAGUGGCAUUCUACGGCCUUAGAAAUAUAGCUAAGGUUCGUAAGUAUAUCAAUGUCACAACGGCUGAAAUUCUUGUGCACGGAUUCAUAAAUUCGAAGCUGGAUUUCUGCAACUCGCUUUUACAUGGUCUUCCCAAGUAUGAAAUUAACAAACUGUAAAGUGUCCAAAACGCUGCAGCGCGCGUGAUUGCCUGCUUACGUAAGUUUGAUUACAUAAGUGAUACUAUAAACGAGUUGCACUGGCUACCAGUGGAGCAAAGAAUAAUCUUUAAGAUUAAUCUUAUUCGUUUUCAGAUACUCAUCAAUUUAGGUCCUGAUUAUUUGGUUGACCUAAUCCCUGUGUUUUUUAAGGGAUUUUUCAGUCAUUGCCCCUAUACUCUGGAGCGAUUUGCCUAUUGACAUUAGAUCGCUCUGAAGCGCUUAGCACUGAAAAGUAUAGGCGCUAUAUAAAUUAUUAUUAUUAUUAUUAUUAUUAUUAUUAUUAUUAACAAUUCUAAAUUAAACGAAACCGAGGAUCAGUUUAGAAUACGAUCCACGAAACGCUCACACAUUGAACCAGUAAUGGCCCCGAAAUUACACACGUCACAGAUUUUCAAAGGCCUUACAUAUGUUUGUUUGAAUAAACAACAAGCAAAUUUACUUUAGUAUCUAGGAGGAAUUUUUUCAAAACCAGAAAAAAUUAUUACACCUGAAAUUUGCAAGAAUUUAAAGACCACUCCACUCAGAAUGCAUGAAAAUCACAACUGUUUACAUCACGUUCGGCGGAUCUUUCUCUGCGUUGCAGAGACGCACCCCAUCUUUCUUUGUUUCAGAUGUUCCUGUGAUGGUCCUUUACAAAUAACGCGUGGUCUCAUGGGAUUUGAAAGGAAACAAAAUAAUGGCGGCGCAAAAGCGUUGCAAAUACUGAUUUUUCUCUAAAGGUCCAACAUGGAAUUAUCAGUGACGUCAUCAUAUAUCCAGAAAUGGAUAUCUCCCGGACUGAUAAGAAAAAUGUUAAUAAAAAUGUUAAGUUUCAUUGUUUUUCAGUGGAUAAAGCCUCAAAAAAUGAGGCACUAACUUAAAGUACAAAACAUUGGACACCUGUAUACAAUUUUAAAUGGACUCAUUUUCAAAGUGAUCAAAAUAUCUCGAAACAAAAUUACUGAAACAACAAGACAUUCCUUGCAAAAAAAAUAAUACAAAUUCACCACGACUAACAAAUUCGAAUUUUAAAAUUCAGUUGGACAUGACAGACUAAGUUAGCUUAAUUCAAACUCGUUCCGACUGUAAGAAAACGAGACAGUCUAUUUUCUGCAACUGACUCAACAUUGCUUUACUUUCAAGUGCUACUUUUCUUCGUCAACUUCAUCCUCGAAAGGCAAUUCAUUGCUUAUAGCCCCUACAUACAUUCAGAAUCUAGUUUCUUUGAAAUCGCAACGCAGAUAUAACUUCAGAUCGUCUGGUGGGAUGUUUUGCUAGCGUCGCCAAUAGGCGAUGGGUCCUUCCAGGUGGCUGCGCCCAAGUUAUCAAAUGCUUUAUAAGACCCACCCUUUAAGAUCUGCUCAUUGUGAACUGAAUUUUUACCAGUUACAUAUCAAUAUUUUAGAUUUUUUUUAUUGUAGUAGUGUAUAUCUAGCCGGAUUCAUUUGAAAACGUUAUCACCGACUGGACCAUUUGCGCCCAACAGCCGGUUUAAUUUUCUCCGCCAAAAACUAUCUCCAGAGUAACUAUUAUAAAAACUACGAGCGCAACCAUUGCUUUUUUCUCUUCUCCUCCUUUCCUUCUCCUCGCUGUUUCUUUUUCUCCUUUCGAUUUCCUUCGUUUCUGUAAUUUUGAAACAUCUCGGACUUAAGAAACCUGCCUUUUGACACCUUUUCAAUCAAAUGACUACAAAUUUCGUUUGGUUGGUUUUCAAAAAACUAGGUUAGAUAUAUUUCUGUCAUAUUUUGUUAUUAUCAUGUCAUUAUUUGUUUUCGUAUAUUGUAAAUAGAUUUUUCAUGUUUUUAUUUAACAAUUAGUUCAUGCGUCAGCGUGCGUAUGUCGAGAUAUUGAGCACGCGGGAAGUUUGGAGAGCAUGAAAGAGGCGUAAGAGUUGCACGAGGCGCAGCCGAGUGCAACUCUAGCCUCUUGAGUGCUCUCCAAACUUCCCAAGUGCUCAAUAUCUCGACAUACGCACAGCUGCAGCAUGAACUAAUUGUUUUAUAACCUUAUCAAAGCGAUCAAUGCAGCAGUUAACUUAAAAUUUUAUCAUUGUAGGGCGCGCUCAAAGCAGUACGCGUCAAUGUUUACGUGACUAAAUUUUUUUCCUCACAGUUAAUCUUAUGUUUUUAUCCUGAAACUGAGAGAAAGUGCACUCUAAAAAGAUUGUAACAUCCACAUUUAGGUCCCGGAAAACUAUUAAUUUACCGAAAAAAUGAUAUUUUGAGAAAACAACUUUGCAAAGAAUGAUCUCACGCCAUAUCCCGCACAGCUCGCCGAGAUGACAACAACAACAACAACACUCACCUAUUUUCCUUGCUAUCGGUUAACAAAUUCAAACGUUUCCUCUUAAAUUUCCUUAUAAAACACAUGUAAACGCUUCAUUGUCUAUUGCUGAGUUAUGGAUGCACUCAGGAGACUCAGGAUUGCUAGGCUCACAACAACUCGAGGAAUUACGAAUAGUUUAUUGACAUCAUCAGCGUGCUCAAUAGGAAUAUGAAGCACGCUUGCGCUAUUGAAUUUGAUUAGGCGAAUUUUCUAGCUAUGUUAUAAUACCUGUUAGUGUGAGGCGCAUUUAAUCAUUGUUAUGGAUACUUGCGCAAUCUAAGUGGAUAAAUUAUUAAUUAAUAUUGAAUUGACGUUUUUAACACAUUUAGGAGUUCAAAAUAGUAUUCUUUGAAGUAGACUCAGGUUAACUUGGUACUGUUGUAGUUCUGAAAAACAUGUAUUAACGAUUGUUAUUAACGAUUUUGAGAACAACGCAACAAAAUAAAAUUUUAAAGUGUCCUUUUCUCUUGAAGCCGUUUUUUUUAGGCCUCGCGGAUAAAAGCAACUUCCGGUCUUAGGCUGUUUCCUAAAUCCGGCUAAAUUAAAUGGCUCUCUACAUCACUCCGUACUAUUGCUUAUUUUUUUGUGUAUAUCUCGUAGGAGGAUUGGCAGUCUCUGCUAUUGUGGGAAAUGAUGUUAGCUACUUAACAUAUUUGAGCACUUUGCUCAAACCAGUCUCGAGCAAAUCUUCACAAUGGAGGCGCUGUUGGCGCGCGUCCGUGGACGGCUGGGCUGCCAGUACUUUUCACAGCCGAUGCGACUACAAAGGACCAACUGUCACAAUAAUAAGAGUCGGGGGAAAGUACAUAUUUGGAGGGUAUGCCAGCAGGUCUUGGGGUAAGUGGAAAGAUUUUCUAAACCUGAGCGUGGUAGCAUGUAAAAUUGUGUAAGGAAGAAUUUGUAAUGGAAAUUUUUUUUUUAAUUACUUCUGUUUUUGCAAUCACUUUCGUUACCGCUUACCAUCAGACAUUUGUGAAUUAUUAGGAGCUUAAGCAACCACGACGGGGAGGCCAGUGAAAAUAUCACUUAGGGCCUGUUUACGUGAAGGUGGGAGACCCUAGGUAGGUGAGGUAACCCGCCUACAAUGCAGGUGGGAUAAAAAAAAUAACCAUCGUUUACGUACAAUUAACCUUAUAACCCCACUAUCCAGGGGUGCACUUUCUCAAGAAUAUUGAAUGGUCAGUAAGCAUGUAAAUAAGAAAAAUGCUGGCAAACCACGUGUUUUAGCGAUUAGUGUUACUACUACUCUCACUUGCUGCACUUACUACAUCCUUCAGUGCUGUGGCUUUCUAUUGUUACCUUUAUGAUGCAAAACCACCGCCAAAGUGAAUUUUGCGCGAAUUUGAUGUAUCACGAAUCCGACCGCCGGCUUGAAGGGUCACUUCACCUAUCAUGUAAACGUGAUUGAAUUAAAAUGACAGAUUAUAUGGACAGGAGGGUCACCCCAGCUAAGUGGGCCAUUACCAUACCAACCUGCCCAACCUCCCCACCCCACAGGCCCUUAAAAAUUGCAUUCAGGCUGCGUUUCAAACUUUAUUCCUAGUAUCGCCCUUAUUCCAUCUCGUUCAAUCUGCCAAAUGCUGGCAAAGUUCUUUUUUCGGGGUUAAAAUUCCAAAGGUCCCUGUCAAAGUUUAGAAAAAGAAAUAAAAAUCGUUGUCUUACGUUCAGGUACUCCAUAGAACGUGAAAUUAGGACGUUUCACGUCGUAGUCGUGCAACGUCAUGGUAAAUAAUUUACGUUCCGACUCGUUGCGGUAGCUGUCAUCGUUGACGGCCUUGACGGACAACGAUCAAUUAAAAUAAAUAAGGAGGGGAACGGAAUUUUUUUAAGCUCAGUUUUUUUAAAAUCCCCGGCAUUUCUCUUAUUAUCCUUUUUUUUUCCAUCACAACGUAAUACACAAGUUUUUUUUUUUUCUCUUGUUGCAACAAAUUUGGAAUAUAGAGCAGGAGAAAGACAGAGAAAAAGAGAAAGUAGGCGGCAGGCCAGCGAAGCUCAACGAGAAAAAGGGCGACAGAGGUCUAGAGCGAGAGAUAAAAAACACAGAAGACAUAUUUUUUUUGUUGGAAGAGCAACAUGAAAACUUUGUAGCGACGGUGACAAAAUGGGAAAUGCCAGUGGCCACCAAUGCAAGGUGAAAAUGAGCGGGCAGGGAAAAAAAAGUUGAACGAGAACACGUACGACAUUUCCUCCAUAAAACCUGUAACCAAGAAGUUUCUGGAAGUUUCACGUUGUAGUGGUGCAAAACAACAGUAAAGAAUGUACAAAAAAGCGUGCUGUACUUGCAAAAUUGCUAUUUUCGCUAAUUAGACCGAUUGCUAUUUUUCACCGUUCUCCGGCGUUGCCUUCUCGCUUAGCACUACACGAUUUUAUAUUUUGUUUGAACAAACCAGGGGUGGAUCUAGGGGAGGGUGCAGGGGGUGCGCCCCCCGAGAUGACCUGCGGUUUUCUUAUACAGCUGGUAUUCUGCAAAAAAAAAAACUAUGUGGUUUAUUGCUGUCGAAGUAGAGCAAGAGACGAGUGCACCCCCUCCUAAAAAAAAAUCCUGGAUCCGCCCCUUCAAACUAUAAAUGUUAUCGAAAGCUACGCUUUUGACCCUGGCUAAAUCUAUAUACUAUUUAUAUUUACCACUAAAACUCUAGAAGGAAAUAACAACGAACAAUUUUAACAAAGGUCACACGAAGCCGUUCACGCUUUCCCUUCAGUGAAAACUGUGACAAUUUGUCCUGCGACUUAGCUUGGUAAGGGAAAGAUGCAAAUACUGGACAAAAAUUGCAAAUGCAAAUUCGAACCCUUGAGUUUGGUUCGUCAAAAUGUAAAUAACAAUAUUCGCACUGAAUCAGUGUACUAUUCAUGCUAUUCAUGGAGGUAUGAACGGUCCGCAUUAGUUUGGGAAAAUUAGCAUAACGUCAAAAGAGUAAGGCCCCGUCCUCACGUAUCCGGAGAUUUUUGUAUCCGCAAUUUUUUUUAUGCGAAUACAAAAAUAUCUGCGUCCACACGUAGCGUAUACGAAUUGUAUACGACCGUCCACACGAAUCCGAUUCGUAUCCAGACAUCUCAAAGGAUUAGUCAACAGAGCAUGCGCAUUACAAAGAAAGCUGAGCCUGCGAUAAUUUUGGCGCCAUAUUCGCGGCUUUCUUUCUUUCUUUCUUGUUUGUUUACUUGAGGUUUCAACACGUGUGAGCUUGAAGAGCGAAAAAAAUUCCUGUUAAAAAACACCAUAAAAAAUGUCUCAAUUAAGAGAAAAACAGAAAAAAACCAGCUAGGUGUCUUCCCGCUCUUUUGAGAAGUCUUUGGCGUCUGAUUCCAGAAUCAGAUAUGGCUAGAAGCCGCAUAAUGCUUAGACGUCUUCUCAUGUAGUUAAAGUUUAGAUUUAACAUUGCAACAUUUAGUUCGAGACACGCUAUUAGGCUUGAAAGUAGUCCUAGUAGCAUUGAACACACAACGUUUCUGCUCGCCGCCAUUUUGGAAAAUCUCGCGCGGAAAAAGACUGGUUCUGGUACUGUGACGUCAGCGUAUACAAAAAUAUACGGAUACGAGCGUUUACACGUAUCCGGAUACACAGCGUAUACAGAAAUUUCCAAGCAGCAAAAUAUGAUAUUAAACAGCAUUCUGAUGCUACUUAAGACAAAUUUAUAUUAUUUACAACUUUUUUUACUAAACAAUUUAUCCCAACUAUUGAAAAUAUAAGGUUUGUAAUACAUUUACGUUUUAUUUGAAAUCAAAUAUACACAAAGUUUUUUAUUUCUUACGGAGGUUAUUUGCUAAACACCACAAGUUCCUGGUGUCGGAUUUUGAGUAGCAGGCCUAAAUCGCUGAAAAUUCGGCUAUUAUUGAUUUCAUUUUUUAGUCUAUUGUUGCCAUAGUGAUAUCGAUUUUACUUAAAAAGCCCAAAGUCAGUAAGUGUUGAAAAUUUCAUCGCCAUCGACAAGGAUAAAACGACUUUUAAGGCGAUUGAAAAAUAUCGGUAUAAUCUCCGAUAAAACUGUAUGGAAAACCCCUUUAGUGACAACCCCAUACAGGGGACACAAAAUUUGGUCCGGGAAAGAAGUCCACAUGAUCUUUAUAUCUGUUACCUAUAUUGAAGGGACACCUCUAUUUAAGGGAAAGGGACAGGUUUUCUUGGUCCUGAAACCUGGGUUUAACCACUAUUCAGAGGACACCUUAGCACUCAAAACGUGACUGACCACAAAGAAGGGUGAUAUCUUUAAGUGUACACUAAUGACCAUGAUGGCCGCUUUCACAAACUGAACUAUCUCACUUACAUCGAUAUACUGCAAUAUUUUUUUUCGUCUUAGCUUUUUAAAUAAGAAGCAGUUUCUUCCUUCCAAAAGUAAAUACUAAAGUACUUAAGCAAGAAUAAAAUUAGUACUAAAAUCACACUUUUCAUCGAUCUUUGCCAAGGAACUUAAACUAUUAUUAUUAGUUAUCAGUAUAUUUUCUUGCGUGUAUGAAUUCGAAUUUUUGAAUGAAAUCUGUGCAUUGGUCAUCUUUUUCAUUUCUUAUUUUCCCAACAGGUUACAGUGGCUACCAGUAUUUUUAUGAUUCCCAGGCAUUCCUUUUCUCGCUGGUGAACAAGCCAGGAUGGGCACCUGUGAAACUGCCUCAGACAGGGAAGUAUAGUUCUUACCGCUAUUCAAUACCCGACUGCUCGUCUUAUGGACCUUCUUUCGGAGGAGGCUGGGACAUUUACAUUACCGACUACGCGUCAUCCAGUAGCAGUAACUAUGCCAACCUUGGCUAUACUUACAGCGCACCAAGUGGGUACAGCUAUGGAAGCACCUUCACCCGGACAUUUCUGGCAGGCACUUAUCAGUUUACUCCCGACGAAGUAGAAACAUUUUACGAGACAACCUAA
Molecule: messenger RNA, 35595 nt
Organism: Porites lobata
Lineage: Eukaryota; Metazoa; Cnidaria; Anthozoa; Scleractinia; Poritidae
Source: the annotation of a GenBank genome assembly